This is a messenger RNA of Teleopsis dalmanni, 1256 nucleotides long. RefSeq names its product protein IWS1 homolog A-like. The coding region runs from base 26 to 1135 and encodes 369 amino acids. Lineage: Eukaryota; Metazoa; Arthropoda; Insecta; Diptera; Diopsidae. Gene Ontology annotation, cellular component: nucleus. The record is from RefSeq and is a predicted model, not a curated record. Gene Ontology annotation, biological process: poly(A)+ mRNA export from nucleus. The transcript has 5 exons.
AGAAAAAUCAUAAUUUAAAAUCUAAAUGGAAACCCCAAAGGUAUACAUAAACAAUUCCAAUGGAUUGGAAGUUGAUGAGACUUUCGGAUUCCAGUUUGAAAGUGAUGAUGGUUUUGAACCGGCAUGUUUGGAUUCUGAAAACCCCAUGCCGGAAGAAGGAACUCAACCCAGUACUUCGAAGCAGGUUGUUCCUGAGGUUAAAAAAAAACAUUCGAAAAAAAAUGUGGGUGAGAAAGUAAUCCGUAAGCUAACCGUCACCAGAACAAAUGAUUUUGAUGCAAUGCUUCAAAGAAAGGCUGCACAUCGUAUUGCUUUGAAAAAUAAGUUAAAAAGUUUUGAGUUGACAAAUGAGCAAUGUGCCAACUUAGUCGGUAGAAUGUUUGACGCUGCUCAGGAAGAUGUGGAUCUAUACAAUAACAAGCAACCGGCUGUUAAGAAAGUUGCAAUGCUCAAGGAAAUUAAUGCCAUCUUCUCGCGCCCAUUCCAAGAAAUAAUGUUAGACUACAAUAUUUUGGGUGCGCUCACAGCUUGGAUAACUCCUAUAUCUGAACAUAACUUACCUUAUUACCCGAUACGGGAAACUGUGCUCAACGCGCUACUUAAGAUUCCAUCAGUUGAUAAAGAUGACUUGAGAGCUUCGUGUGUGGGCAAGGCAGUUACUUUCUUAAGUAAGCAUCCUGAUGAAACUUUGGAGAACAAAAGGAUGUGUAGGAAGCUUUUAGACAAAUGGGCAAGGCAGUUGUAUAACAUUGAAAUAGAUUAUAGGGCUUUAUCGACUGAAGAGCGCAUGGCAAGGGAUUUGUCGUAUGCUAAACCAGUUCCUAAGGUCGCUGUUGUUAAUAAUGCUAAACAGUCAUCAGGAGGUGGAGUAGCUAAACCUAGCUUUGACAAUUUGUUUAAAUUGGAAAGCAAUGAUGGUGACAGUGAAAAACCUGAUUACAAAAAGUUGCGCACUAGGAUUCCUCUGCCGUGCAAUAAGCUUUUCGUAAACCGGCCAAAAAAUAAAGUGGAUAUAGUUUCAAGCUAUGAAAAGUCUAAAUGCGAAGAAGCUUAUGACAGAGUCGUGAAAAAUUUUCUCAAUCAUAAGAAGGUGAUGAUUAAAAGUACCAAAUGUGGUUCCAAAAAUUUCUUUUAAAACUCACAACAUCAAUAACAAUUAAUAUAUUUGCAGCAUCAUGAACUAUAUACUCAUUUACCAAAUAUCUACAUUUUUCUGAACCCAUAUUUAUAUUGCAUAUCUCUGUAACUUUAUUAAU